Messenger RNA from Stegostoma tigrinum, 2341 nucleotides. RefSeq names its product DNA-binding protein inhibitor ID-3-B-like. Bases 174 to 536 code for a protein of 120 amino acids. Gene Ontology annotation, cellular component: nucleus; cytoplasm. Gene Ontology annotation, biological process: circadian regulation of gene expression; negative regulation of transcription by RNA polymerase II; cell differentiation. The transcript is spliced from 3 exons. Lineage: Eukaryota; Metazoa; Chordata; Chondrichthyes; Orectolobiformes; Stegostomatidae. Gene Ontology annotation, molecular function: protein dimerization activity; transcription regulator activity. The record is from RefSeq and is a predicted model, not a curated record.
AUAGCAUUUCUGUUUUUAGUGCGAGGGCUGUUUACUGUACUGCAGCUGUACAGAAAACUACAGACAGGGAGAACUAAGAGUGUCAUCUCCGAAAUCCUCUUGCAAGCAGUAACUGAACAAACGAGGUUUCAUUUUUCUCCCCACCCACCCCCAAGAGGAAAUUUGAGAGAGAGAUGAAAGCCAUCAGCCCCAUUCGAUCUGUCAGAAGCUGUUAUGAGGCGGUGUGUUGCUUGUCUGAUCAGAGUUUAGCAAUCUCACGGAGCAAAAACCCCUUGGAGGAGUCCAUCAGCUUGAUGUAUGACAUGAACGACUGCUACUGUAAACUGAAGGAGCUGGUCCCCAGCAUUCCCCCGAACAAGAAAGUUAGCAAAAUGGAAAUCCUCCAGCACGUUAUCGAUUAUAUUUUUGACUUACAGAUUGCGCUAGAAGGUCAGCAACAAGAUCCCGGCAAUAACCCUGCAUCAAGCGGCUCUCUGUUGACACUGCAGCGAUCGGAACUGUCCACUGAAGGAGAUAGUUUGGGCUUCUGUCAUUGAUUAAUCUUUGGUGUGCGCUUCUCAACUCGCCGCUCCAAACAUUGCUCCACGAGUAUCCUGCCAGCAAUCAAGCGUCAAGAAGCCAAGAUAAGAUAAACCUCUCCUAUCCGGUCUCCACUUUAAGCAACGUCUUGGAACAGUUUUACAUUCAUUUUAAGGAUUUAUCGUGUGAAAGAAGCAAGCCAGUACAUAAUCUGGGAAAUCCAUUCCAAUUAGCAUCCAGAUCAUUGAAUUGAACCUUCAGUAGUUUUUAAGCCACUAAAAGGACCAAAGACAUUUAAUGGAAUCAUUUGAUUUCUCAGUUUUUCAUGGUAAUUCAAUGAGAAAUUAUGUGAUUAACUCUGAAGUUGCUGGUUAAUAUAGCCUGGUGAAAACCGAGAAAUAUCAGACUGUUGCUUCUUCAAGUUGUGAAAUCAAUGUACCUUGAGGGGACCAGGACAUUGGGGACUCACUGGUCCCCAGUGUAAAAUAAUAGAAUGACCUUUGUAGUCUGUGCUGAAAAAGAAAUCACGGAAGAGGUUUUUUUUAGCCUUUUUGCAAUAUUCAAAGUUGUUCUUAAUUUCUUGAUUCACCAUCUCCUGUAGCACAUCGAUGUAGUACAUCAUGAUGUGAGGCAAGUGCCUUCAUCUCCCUGAGUCGGUCUCUCCCAAAGCUUGAGUAACAACAGUAUUUCUUGAUGUCAUUGUCUGUAGAUUAGUUCAGUGUCUCCCUACAAUCUGGACCAAUGUCACACGAAAUCACUAUCUCUCAUGGUUAUUGUCCUUGUAACAGUCCUGCACUAAUUGUGGCUCAGGAUUCCCUCUAAUUUGUUGUGCACAGCCUGUUGAGAGCUACAUUCAAGAUUAUUGCAGAAAUGUAUGUAUGUGCAUAUUGGAAGGAAUCUUGGUGGAGGCCAUUUUUCCUGUUAAGUGCGAUUGGGUUUCUUAUUGCAUUGGAGAUCACCUCCAUGUGCGUGAAGUCAGUGUAGUAGUGCGCCUCUGUGCAUGAAAACCAUGUUAGAGCCACCAACAGACAUGGGAGAACAGAUCGGUUUGGUCAAUCCCUUAGGACCAAUUUAGCCAUCAUUCGAAGCUGUACCAGCAAAAGCUGAGCAGUGCAUGCAGUAUGGUGUGAUGUUUGAGACUUUUUUUGAACAGACUUAGUUAAAAAAAUGUCUGAAAUCCAUAUCAAAUUGCUGGUGGGAUCCUAAGACACAGACCCCAGCAAAAUUAGCUCCUACACAGUCAGAAGGCAAUUGGAAUGUACUGGGUGCAUUAUGGGGACAUCUAUUGCAGGCUUUCAACCCAGUGAUUUUCCAAUAGGCCUUACAGUAUUCAGCUCAGGAGAUGGUAGAAUACGGCACAUCUUCGGAAUAAUUGCGACGUUCAGUGUUCGUAACUUUACAAACCAGAAAUCUCGGGGCAGUCCAGUUUAAAAAGCUUGGUGGGUGCAGUCCCAUAACUGUGAAUUAGACUCUGUUUCCUGAAUGACUUUUAAAUCAAGUCCGGAAUAUUGUCUUAAUGCCGUUGGAACGUUAACAACCAGUACCUUGAAUGAGACAAAAGUUUUUCUGAGGAUGUUUAUUUUAGUGGAAAUGCACAAUCUUGGAGAAGUACUUCCAAGUAGACAUUGCUUCACCAAUCUGUAGAAGAGGGAAUGAAGCUCCCCAACCUUUGCGAACUCUAUACUAGAGUAUCUUUUGUAUAUUUGCAGGGAGAGGUGUUCCUGCAAAUAAAUUAUUUCUUCUGACUGUUUUAAAAGAGAACUUUUUAUAAAAGUUUGCAGAAAUGUACAUUUUAUACAUAAUUAAAAAAAAGUAAUUAAAA